Drosophila sulfurigaster albostrigata is the source of this 489-nucleotide messenger RNA. RefSeq lists its product as uncharacterized. Bases 8 to 406 code for a protein of 132 amino acids. The record is from RefSeq and is a predicted model, not a curated record. Lineage: Eukaryota; Metazoa; Arthropoda; Insecta; Diptera; Drosophilidae. The transcript is spliced from 4 exons.
UCAUACAAUGAGUCAGUUAUUUGUGAAACUCGAAGAAGUAACAAGCUUACAAACAAUGAAAUACGGGUGGAUAAUAUUUGUGCUAUUUCAACUCGUUCUAUUGCUGUCGAUGCAACCGAGGGAAGCAAAUGGCGCCUGUUGUAGGCAUGAAGAUGGUUGGUGUAAGGACGGGACAUUUGCGACGCCCUGCUGUGGAAUAAAUCAAUGCAAUAUGUUUUGCUGCAAUUGCAGAUGCAGAAGUGGAUGGAGGUCCCGGAAUAGCCACGGUGAAGAUUCUCAAAGGAGUUCCCGUCGUCAUGAUCAUCGUCAUACCCAUGAUCGUGAUCAUCACCACAAACACAAAGGAAGAAAACAUUCCGAUUCCUGCAAGUACACAAUUCUCGCCAUGUGGACAUCAAAGGAAUAAGCUUUUUAUAAACAAUUAAUUUAAUACUGAGAAUUAAAUUGCUCUCAUUGAAGUUAAUGGAGCGUGGCAUGCAAAAAUUCUAA